ACAGAAUUUAUUGUGCUUGUGCUAUAUAGAUUCCAGUCCCUAAUUCCAGUGGGUUACUGUCCACUGAUAUAAAAAAAAAUACUAUUUGUAUCAUAUGUGAGUUUAUGCUUUAUUUAGAUUGUAUUGGCAAGUUCCUUGAAGGAUAUGUUAUCCAAAACAUUUGUUUGAAUGAAUGAAUUCAGUCAAUAUCUACUCAUGCUGUUGGAAAGUUGGGUGAAGUUUCUUUUUUUCUUUUUUUUUUAACAUAUUAAUAGAGGUCCCUGUCACUUUCAGUUGUUGGGGAGAAUGCUGCAGUGUUGUUUUUGCUGAGAAGCCCCCGAAAUGUUCUGUGGAUUAUGAAACUUCACCUGAUGCGCAUAUUUCAUUUUAGAGUGAAUUUAUCCUUUAUUAUUCCUGAUCAUUAAUUGAUUUCAACAGAUUAAACAAUAUAUCUGAAAAGAAGGUGACACUGUUAAAAUGGUAGAUGCACAUUUUUCAAAGAAGUCUCACGCUGCCUGUUUACCUCAUACCUCCACUUAAACUCACUGUAUAUCACAAGACGAGCCCGCUGAGAUAUGUCACGUUAAAGGUGAAAAGGAGCCCUUGACCAUGAUGGACAAUAUGCUGAAGUAUUCGGGUGGGGCUCUGUUGCUCCCUGGAGAGUCCUGUCUGAGGCACAUGCUGAAUGUCCUGCCAUCAUUCCCAGCUGCUCCGCAGUCGUAGAGACUCAAGUGCAGCUCACUCACACACGCUUGUGUUUUAACACUUACAUCUACAGAGCACCUCAAAAAAAAUGGAGACAGUCAGAGUCAGAAAAAUAAAAACCUGUGUAUUGUCUUUUUCAUGCAUUUCUCCCUUUGCCCUCCAUUGCUCUCUCAAAUCCCUUAGCUGGCACUUUGUGUGAGUGUGUGUACACUUGUGUGAGUGAAAUUGUGUCCAUGUCAGCACUCUGGGCGGAGGGGGCUGAAAACUACCCACGCCAGCGGGUUCCAGUGUGCCCCCCGCCCGUCCCGCUCCACACAGUUGGGCUUAGCCCCACAAAAGGGGGGAUAACAGUUUAACAGUUGCCGUGGAGAGGAGGGGGUAAUCCACAGCAUAAUGGGGCACUCCAGCACCCCCCACGCCCCCCAACAGACCAACCAACCAGUUCAUUCUGGACUGGAGUUGAGGGCCCCUGAUGCCUGGGACCCCAAAUAUCAUUACGAACAUCACGUCAGCUGCCUCUAUAAUACACAAAAAGUUUUACAAAAACAAUUCAAAACAUAAAUAUUCAGCCAUGGUCGACUAAAUCCUUCAUCAACAGGGCCUGAUGGGAAUAUUCUCAGUUUUUUUAGUCAAACUGAGGAAUUCUGUCUGUAAUGAAAAAACGUCUUCACAAGGUGAGUGUUUGUUUGAUAUCAAAGGGAGAAAAUGAAACGCAUGCACAGACGCAGCAUCACAAUAGGCUCUAUGGCAACAGCAUCAUGAAAGAGUUUGUCCCCAUGGUGAUCAGAUCAGUACCUCACAAGAAGGCCUCGUCUGUGGAAGGAAUGAAACGCGGGUGGGAGGACAUCAUUUUCCAGAUCGUACUGUUAACAUAACCCAACAGUCUGAUUUUGAUAACGGCUUGCUCUUAUUCAGAACUAACUCUGUUUCCUCUGCUGCUUAAUAUGAAACGCCACUCUGACUGAACCUUCUGAAAGACCUCAUUUCCUUCGAACAGAUAAAUAAUUAGAGGACAGAAGGAAGAGUCAUAUUUAUCCCAUGCCGAAAUGCAACGUAUGACUCAAUAGAUAAUUUCAAAGAGGAGGAUGCGGUCUGUUCUUGUCACUCUGGUCGUCCCUGCUCACUAAUGGUCCCUUUCUCCUAUAAUUGAUAUGAAAAUCAGGCUGAGCAGCAGUAAUGGGUGCCAGGUGCUCAGGACACGCCAACGCAGCUCAGCACAAACAGGAGACAACAGGAUGAGCCACAAACCCUUAAUGUUAUCUGAAUGAUAAACUCUUGUAGUCCUACAUGUAGCCCCGUGUAGGCUACAGUCAUGUUGGUCGUGUGUGUGUGUGUAUAUAUACACACAUACAUGUAUGUAUGUAUGUAUGUAUGUAUGUAUGUAUGUAUGCAUAUGUAUGUGUAUACAUAUAUACACACUAAUAUGUAAGAAUUUAAUACUGUAGAUCAUCAAUUUUUUUGAAACACUUUUGCAAUCAUCAGCAAAUUUCAAACCAACAAUAAGCUAUUUUGGUCUGAACACUGCUGUUUCUAGCAGUUAUGCUAGCGGCUCUUUAGCAUGCUAACAUGGCCUUUUAGCAUCAUAUUUAUGAAGUUUGCCAUCUUUAACUUUACAGUUUUACCUACUGCUUACUGGCACUAAACUCAAAGUAAGCCAUUGACCAAAGUGUUGGAAAAGCAGAUACGUUAGCUGGUUUUAAAAAACUAAAACCUGUUUGUUCCUUGUAAGCAUAUUUCACAAAACUGCAAGUCUACAGUUAUCCUAGCUGCUCUGUGAGGCUGGGGUCAGACUAAAUGCUGAUGAUAGCAUGCUUUCAUACUUGUAAUCACACUGCUAAAUCAUAGGCUAGACCUUUAGCCUCAUGUUUACCAAGGUCACCUUGCUAAAUAAAGGUUAGCAUUCUAUCACUUGACACAAGAUUAACUAUCAUUAUCACUUAUCUGAAUCUGAAAACAGAAAUUUCAACCUGUCGACAGGGCUAGAAGAAAUUUCAGGGGUCCACUGGUUCAUCCUGAGGGUGACAUGAAUGUGUAAACCAAACUUCAUGGCAGUCCAUUUCAAGUAUUUCAGUCUCAGGCAAAGUAGCUGAUCAGCAAACCCACAUUUGAUCCUUCGUCAUUAUAAUGAGGGAGUACAUCAGUCUGAGCUUUGAAUUCUUCCAUUUCUGUAUUAGAACACCAACUCACAGCAGACACCUCAAGAUAACAAAUGCUUCUACAGUUCCACCAAAACUCUGAAUGACCUGAUUUCAUCCCAUCGUUCAUAAUUGUGAUCAUCUUGUUGCAACCAUUCACCCAGAGCUUGUGCAACCAUCUGAAGUGGCCACAAUCACUUCAGCUUGAGCCUAAGUGAAAGGCUCCCGGAAGCCUUGAUGGGGACUGAGGUGCGGGACAAGGAGAGGGUGAGGAGAGAGAAAGAGAGUGGGGGAGGCUGCUCUCAUCAAAGGACCUCUCAGAGACUCUACAGGUUAAUGAGGGACGGAGCAGAGACCCUGAAGCCCUCAGACCCGACAGCCACACACAGACGGACGGACAGGCACGGGGACUGACGGACCCACAGAAGACAGAAAGCCUUAGGAGAACAUACUCUCUGAGUUGGAGAUGACGUGGAGUGAGCUCCGUAGUCGGCAGUUCUGGCGUGCCAUCCUCGCUGAGCUGCUCGGCACCCUGGUGUUAGUGAGCGCCGUGCUGGGAGCCUCCGUGCCCGGCCCUGGAGAGGCCCCUGGGGGACCCCUGUACCCAGCAGUGGCAGUGGGUGUGGUGAUUGUUGCACUGGCACACUGUUUUGGAGAAAUAAGUGGAGCACAGGUAAAUCCUGCAGUGACUCUGUCUCUGUUGGCCACUCGGAGAAUUGAAUUUCUCAGGGCCCUUGUUUAUAUCACUGCACAGUGUUUGGGGGCCUCUUUAGGAGCUGGGGCCCUCUACCUGGCCCUGCCACUGAAAACCACUGCAGACCACUUCGUCAACAGGGUUCCUAUAGAGUUGAAUGCAGCGCAGGCUCUGGGCAUAGAGGUGUUGUGCACCUUCCAGAUGGUCUUUACUGUGUUCUCAGUGGAGGAUCAGCGACGGAGGGAAUGCACGGAACCAGGAAACCUGGCUAUUGGAUUAGCACACACCGCUGGAGUGCUAAUAGGGGCGAGGUUCUCUGGCGCAGGUAUGAACCCUGCUCGUGCUCUGGGUCCGGCCAUCAUCACAGGCUUCUGGGAAAACCACUGGGUUUAUUGGCUCGGACCAGUGAUCGGUAGCGUGCUGGCUGGAGUGUCCCACGAGUUCUUCUUUGCUCGCAGUGCGUCACGCCAGAAGCUGGUGGCGUGUCUGACCUGUAAGGAUAUCGAGAUCGUGGAGACGACCAGCAUGACCGGAUCAUCGCUGUCCACGGUCACACAGAACGCCAUGAGAGCCAAGCAGGCCAACAAACAAGAAAACAACUGACGGCACAGGCAUGAAAAAUGUAUCCAGUAAUAUCACAGUGAUUUUUAUAAAGAUACGCAUUGUUCUUCAGUCACAUAGAUCAGGCUUGGCUGCAGCGGAGACUCAAGAAAAGCUGUGCAUCAAGUUUAAUUUUGCACAUGCAUGAGCCCCCAUUUACAUUAAUAACAGUGUAAAAUACAAAAUAACACAGCGGCUGCUAAAUGAUCCAAGGGAGAAAAAAUAUCUUUGUCCUAACUUCAAAAUGUUGAGUUUUGAAGCACCUCAUGAAGAAUUCCAGUCCCCUUGUUGUUGUUCAUGCUCUCCCCCCCAAAAAAUCUCGAUCUCAUAAAAAACAAAUAUGUUCCUGCACAUUCUUUUCAGCUCACUCUCACUGGAUUCAUUGAAAAAGGUUGACUAUUCACCAAGAUGUCACAGAGACCUUGGGAAAUGUACUCUGACAUUAUUAAAAGUCAGCCUGUCACUGGGAGGAAACAGAGUCCGUGUUUUAUGGUUUGAAUGUAGAAUUAAAGUAACUACAGCUGACGGAUAAAUGUGGUCCAGUAAAAUACAACAUUUCCCUUUGAAAUGUAGUGGAGGAGAUGCAGAGGAGAACAAAAUACCACUACCUAAACGUGCAGUUUAAAAUGAGUAGCCUAUAAUGCCGUUAUUUACUGCCGUUUACUUAUGUUGUAAACCAAAACACGUGAACAUCUCUUCAGCUUGUGAUAACAACAGACCUCAUUUCAGGCAUCUAACCAAAAAACCCAUUAAAAAAACAAACAAACAAACAAACAAAAAAACACUGGCUUCGAGAUGAGGGAACUGGAAGCGCAAAAACGUUGGCCAACGUUAACCACAAUAAACCGCUGGACAUACCACACUAUAAGAGGCUGUAGUAGAAAAUCACCUCAGUGCGUUUAGAUGGGUAUGUUUUAUGUCUCAUUAACUCAACUUUGUGUUUAAGAGAGGAAGUCACACCGUCUCAAACAGUGCCCUUUUUUUUCCUCGCAAUUGUAAAACUCUGCACAACUGACAAAGGGAAGGUUAGUUCACAUUUCAGUGAGUUAUCCCCCUCAGCGUUCAUUCUGGAGAGUCAUUAUGCUCUAUGAAUUCUGGUUAAAAUGAUUCUUUGCCUGUUGUUUUCUUUUGGAGAGAAAUGAAUGUGGAAGCUGCUUUUUAAAGGGUCUGAAUGUGACCUCCGAGGUCCUAGUCGCCCGUCAUUAGUGUAUAUAAAGGUGUAGCCAAUACUGUGAGAUUCAGUAUUAUUACUUUCACAUUUGAACAUCAUUAGAAUGUAUAAUGAAGACUCAUUGAAAUCCUGCUGAAAAACACCAUUGUGUUCGCCAUUUUCGGUUGCGUCGCGUGUCUGUGAAUGCUUUGAAAUGCUAAAGAGGUCCUUGGUCUGAACUGUGGGUUCAAUGAUGCUCUCAAUCUGUCCAAUAUCUCUCUCAUGUCUGCGCCGGUUAGCGUCCGUCUCUUCUCCGACGUCUCCUAUUCACCAUCAAAUGGACCUUCAUACCUCCGUAAUGGCCCAACAGAGGGAACAUCUUGAGUGGAAAUAGGCUUUGUAAUUUAAAAUGGAUACAUUGAGCGUAAUUGUGCGUGUGUGCGUCUGUGUGUGUGUCUGGGUGUGAUACCUUUAUUCAUAUUUGUCCGAUUUUGGUAUCAGUUGCCAUAUUGGUCCUGUCUUGAAAUAGGUUUUUGUGUGUAAAUUAAAGGGUCAGUUCACCCAAAUUACAAAAAGAGUAGUGGAAAGUAAUUAAGUACAUUUACUCAAGAAAUGUUCAAUUUUGAGCCAUUUGACCUCAUCUUUCGACCCCAUGACAUUUAAGUGGCAAAUAUUGGUCUUUUUUACUGAAUCACAUUUAUUUGAAGAUGUACGUUCUUAGUUAUUUUACAAAUCUGUAAAUAAUUAUGAUAAUAAUUCUUAUCACAUUCACAGGCUACCCAGUUGACAAAAUGUAUAAAGUAGUUAAACCAUCUUUACCAGCUUCAACUGUAAUGUAUAUAUAGGGUUACGUUUAUGCUGUUCUAACUUUCACAUGUUACAGAGUAUCUCUACACAGUGAUAUUGCUACUUAGGGAUAAGUUCACUGAAAAACUAAAGUUCAGUUAUUAUCUACCCCCUAAUGCUGAUGGAAAGUCAGGUGAAAUGUCAUAGUAUGCUCAACAUUUCUAGAGCUUCACAUCAACAGUAUUGCAGCAUUCUGUCAAACAACUGCAGUAGAUCGGGAUGUGAUUUAGAACACACACACACACAAAAAAAACUGGGAAAAAGAAAAAAAACAACAACUAACAAACAGAAAACAGAAAAUGGCUCCAUAAAGCUUGUCUGCUGUCACCAAAGUCUGACAUCUCAAACAUUUUGAGGACUAUGAAACUUCACCUGACUUUCCAUCCACGAGUACAUUUUUAUUUUUGGGUGAACUUGUCCUUUAAAUACAUGAUCUGAGUACUACUUUCAGAGGCGUCUUCCUCCAGCCCAAACCUCUCAAUACCACUAGUAAUGAGUGAGAAUUUUUAAAAAUCUUUUAUUUGGGGGAAUUGACACUUUAAAAUGUACGUUUGAUAUAAUAAAGAAUAUACUGUCUAUAUGAUGUAUUGGUAUUGAUAACCGAGGUAUAACGUGUACACUGUUUUAAAGCCUAAAAUAAAACCCAUGUUGGCAGUCACUGUCGCAGUGUGAUUUGAAUGCACACACUCAUACAUAAACUAUUCACAUACACACACAUUGUACACAAUAGCUAUAACUGCCACAGUGCCGCCAGCAUUUUGCAUUGUGUGUGUUCUUUCUAACAUGUAUAAAAGGGAGUUAAAACGGCGAGCUCAGCGUUCUGCAUUCAUCAACCCCCCCAACACACACAC
Molecule: messenger RNA, 6960 nt
Organism: Acanthopagrus latus (yellowfin seabream)
Lineage: Eukaryota; Metazoa; Chordata; Actinopteri; Spariformes; Sparidae
Product: aquaporin AQPAe.a
Exons: 7
Coding region: 3286-4116 (276 amino acids)
Biological process (GO): transmembrane transport
Cellular component (GO): plasma membrane
Molecular function (GO): water channel activity
Source: RefSeq, a predicted model, not a curated record